AUGGGCGCCAACGAAGAAGCGUACAACUCGAUGAUUACCAAGGCUUCUAUCACAAACGCUGCGAAUGCUCUAAAUACACCACCUGUUGCGACGCCACCCCGCAUUUCGACCCCUCCACUGGGAGGCACCGAGAGGAGGAAGUCAGAUAAGAGAGCACUUGAAGCCACGAGCGUGAGGGGGGAGGCGGAAAGGGCGAGUGGGUCGACUUUUGCUGAAGCGCUUGAUCCCAAUGCGUUAAGUAAAGCGUUAUUGAAGGAAUUCGAGGAUGGUGGCCGACCUCGAGAAACGACACCCGGUGGUAGCCCAAGUAGGAAGCGCCAGCGGGUGUAUGGUGAUAGAUUCAUCCCAAAUCGAGAAGGUCAGGAUCUACAGGCUAGUUUCAGUCUGCUUCACGACGACAGUUCACCAGCGACUCCAUCAAAACAGAAAAAACGCACACCACAUGGGGAAUUACAUUUUCAAAGAUCGGAAACGGCGAACCGAACAUUUUCGACAUUACUUCGAUCCGAAUUAUUUGAUACCACAAUACCCCAACCCACUCCACCAAAUCUCUCACCUGAUACGAAUUUACUCCCUAAUAACUCAACUACGAGCCAUGAUCCCACAAGAUCGCGGACACCUCCUAAUAACGGGCCUGCUUCUUCACUACCCGUCUCUCUCACACCUUCUACUCCCCAUAAGAAUCUCUUCACAUAUAUGUCCCCACGCCAUCACACUAAUAUUGCCGGCCAUCCUACACCUUCGAGAACUCCCCAGAGCAGACAUGGACCCAAUCUCAAUGCGCGAUCAGAAAUGUAUAGUUUAUCACCUGUUAGAUUUGGAAGUCAGCAGAUGCUUCUGAGUCCACGGAAACAACCACGGACAGUUAGCAAAGUGCCAUACAAAGUGCUUGAUGCACCGGAUUUGGCAGAUGAUUUUUAUUUAAAUCUGGUGGAUUGGGGGAGUAGUAAUAUACUUGGAGUUGGCCUUGGAAGUUGUGUGUACAUGUGGAAUUCGCAAACAGGUAAAGUUAACAAGCUUUGCGAAUUGCAAGACGAUACUGUGACGAGUGUCUCGUGGAUACAACGAGGAUCACAUAUCGCUAUUGGAACAGGAAAGGGGUUGGUACAGAUUUGGGACGCUGAAAGAGUACGAAGGCUACGAACGAUGACUGGACAUAGCGCCAGAGUUGGUUCUCUCGCUUGGAACGACCACAUUCUCACGUCGGGUUCUCGAGAUCGAUUAAUAUACCAUCGCGAUGUCCGUGCACCAGAUCAAUGGACACGGAGACUAGUCGGCCACAAGCAGGAAGUUUGUGGAUUGCGGUGGAAUUGUGAGGAUGGUCAACUUGCAUCUGGUGGAAACGACAAUAAGUUAUUAGUUUGGGAUAAGCUUUCCGACACACCAUUGUGGAAAUUCAGCGACCACACAGCCGCUGUAAAAGCGAUAGCUUGGUCGCCGCAUCAGAGAGGUCUGUUAGCAUCUGGAGGAGGUACUGCCGAUCGUCGAAUCAUCUUUCACGACACAUUACGAGGCACAACCAUAAACGAGAUCGACACUGGCUCGCAAGUCUGCAAUCUCGCCUGGUCGAAAAACUCAAACGAAAUUGUUUCCACUCACGGAUACUCCCAAAAUCAAAUCGUCGUCUGGAAAUACCCAAGCAUGACCCAAGUCGUGUCCCUAACAGGCCAUACCUACAGAGUUCUAUACCUCUCCAUGAGCGCGGACGGUCGAACCAUCGUCACGGGCGCAGGCGACGAAACCCUAAGAUUCUGGAACGUCUUUGGCCGGAAACCGGGACAGCGAGAAGAUGGCGACCCAGGCGGUGGUGGAAAACUAGGUGAUUGGGGUGUAAUUAGAUGA
Molecule: messenger RNA, 1842 nt
Organism: Glarea lozoyensis ATCC 20868
Lineage: Eukaryota; Fungi; Ascomycota; Leotiomycetes; Helotiales; Helotiaceae
Product: WD40 repeat-like protein
Exons: 3
Coding region: 1-1842 (613 amino acids)
Biological process (GO): positive regulation of ubiquitin protein ligase activity; anaphase-promoting complex-dependent catabolic process; positive regulation of anaphase-promoting complex-dependent catabolic process
Cellular component (GO): anaphase-promoting complex
Molecular function (GO): ubiquitin ligase activator activity; protein binding; anaphase-promoting complex binding
Source: RefSeq, a predicted model, not a curated record